UAUUCUGAUCAAGAAUAUAUAUACUUUGUGGGGUCUAAAAUGUAUAUAAAUGGAAUGACAAACAUAAUAUACCUUCCAUACUAUGGUGCAGGGUAUAAAAAAUACAAUUUUUGCAAUAUUUUGUGUUCUCCCUAAACAUGUUCCACUGUAUUCUAUGACAGAUACACAACUUCGUCUGAUUUAUUAAUUGUAAAAUCAAGAACAGAACACAUAAUAACCAGUCCACAAUUAAAUAUAAAAUCUAUAAAAAUCAAAUAAGUAAUGGCAAUGGUAUAACAGUAUUAGAAGAGAUUCCGAAAUUACCACAAUGUCGAAAUUAAUCGGAAUUUUAUUCAUAGUUGUAGUUGUGCUGCAGAGAGCCCCGGCGCAGGAAUUUUGUGGCAAAGAACGUCUAAAGGAUUCAAUACGCCGCUGUGCCAUCUCACAUCGGGUGGGUCAAGCGGAAAUCUUGCGUCUCAUCUAUGGCCGUCCCUCACACAGUGGCCGGGAGAAAUGUUUUAGAGCCUGUUCCAUAAUUGAGUGUCGUUUUUUCAACAUCGAUGGAACCCUCAGGCAAGACACUCCCAAUAGGAUUGGCAAUUAUUUGGCCAUUGGAAAUCCCCAGAAGGCUCAACUGGUGCGAAAGUUGGCCAGCAAUUGUUUGAAACAUAUACCACUGUAUGGCAGUGUUUGCGAUACGGCAGAAGCUUUUAUCCAUUGCAUGGUUUCAACUUCGCCCGUUCCUCUAUCCCUAGAUCAGGCUUUGAAUUGAUAUUAAAAACAAAAAAAA
Musca domestica (house fly) is the source of this 769-nucleotide messenger RNA. RefSeq lists its product as uncharacterized. The coding region runs from base 308 to 751 and encodes 147 amino acids. Gene Ontology annotation, molecular function: odorant binding. Lineage: Eukaryota; Metazoa; Arthropoda; Insecta; Diptera; Muscidae. The transcript has 5 exons. The record is from RefSeq and is a predicted model, not a curated record.